Molecule: messenger RNA, 1140 nt
Organism: Tribolium madens (black flour beetle)
Lineage: Eukaryota; Metazoa; Arthropoda; Insecta; Coleoptera; Tenebrionidae
Exons: 4
Coding region: 1-1140 (379 amino acids)
Source: RefSeq, a predicted model, not a curated record
AUGAGAGUGCAGCCCGACGAAGUUGAAUUUAUUGGUUGGCUUGAUCAACUUGGUAAUGGAACUCUACCAACUGUAGAGUUUAAUAACGAGAAUCGCCAACAACAAGAAACACGUCUUCGACGAGACACAAUUCAAAUUCCCCAGCGUUGUAUCGUCAAUGGACUUGAUGAGUUGAUUAACAGAAUUUUUGGACAAGACUUUCGACCAGAUGCUUUUGUCAAUACAGCAAUUCUCACUCCGUUGAAUGCAGAUUGUCAUCGAAUCAUUGCUUCGAUCUUAAACAGGAUUCAAGCUCCUGUUCGAACGUAUCGAAGCGUUGACAGAGUGGUGACAGACAUUCCAGCCGAAGCUGCAAAUUAUCCCGAAGAAUUUCUCAAUUCACUCACACCAUCGGAAUUUGCACAGCACGAGCUAACGUUGAAAGAAGGUACCAUCGUCAUGCUAUUGCGAAAUCUCAACGUCAGAGCAAAUCUUUGCAAUGGCACACGAUUGGUAAUUCGACAUUUGAGGGAACACUUCAUUAAAGCAGAAAUCAUCAAUUUUGACGGACAAUUGUCUGGUAGAAGGGAGUUUUUGCCGAGAAUCGAAUUUGAAUCUUCGGAGAAUGAACCUCUUCCCUUUGUUUUGAAAAGACGGCAGUUGCGAUUGUCAUAUUGUAUGACAAUCAACAAAUCUCAGGGCCAGACAUUCGAUUCGGUGGGAAUUUUUUUGCCUAGACCAGUCUUCACCCAUGUCCCACAACAAUUCAAAUCCGCCGGUGAAGACGGCGGCUUCACCGUCACCACCAGAAGACGGAGAACCGCCGCGACCCCCAUCAAAGUCGCCGCCACCCCCCUCAACGUCGCAACAGCACCCGCACCGGCAAAUUCGACGGUCGUCGCCGGGGCCGAGGUCGGGGUCGGGGUCGGGGCCGCGGCUGCAGCCGGCAUCAAAGCCGCCAGGGUGAAACCCUGGCAACUUCAAUCAUUAACGACGUUCUAUCAAGAGGUGCAACAAAAGGCACAACAAGAAAACACAACGCUAGUUUCGGUAUUGGCCGACAUAGACAUCGCCAUAAAUGAAGUCAAGGAAGAUACGAAAAAUAUGAAGAAAGAUAUGAACAACUUAAAAACUCUAAAUACGGGAUAUUAUUCGGGCUGA